AGGGAUACCAUCACCGUCGUCUCCUCCCCAUCCAUUGCAAGAUGAGCUCUCUCCGCUUCGCUCGCUCUGCCCUCCGGGCCCGUCCCUCUGCCUUCCGCGUUCCUCUCCAGCGCAGAGGUUACGCCGAGGCCGUGAACGACAAGAUCAAGCUUUCCCUGGUCCUUCCUCACCAGACCAUCUUCAAGUCGACCGGCGUUGUCCAGGUCAACAUUCCCGCCGAGUCCGGAGAGAUGGGUGUUCUCGCCAACCACGUCCCCUCCAUUGAGCAGCUCAAGCCCGGUCUUGUUGAGGUCGUUGAGGAGGGUGGUGCUACCAAGAAGUUCUUCCUCUCCGGUGGAUUCGCCGUUGUCCAGCCCGACUCCCAGUUGAGCAUCAACGCUGUUGAGGGUUUCCCUCUUGAGGACUUCAGCUCCGACGCCGUCAAGAACCAGAUCGCCGAGGCCCAGAAGAUCGCCAGCGGCAGCGGCAGCGAGCAGGAUAUCGCUGAGGCUAAGAUUGAGCUCGAGGUGCUCGAGACCCUCCAGGCUCACCUCAAAUAAAUUACCUGAUGUACAUAUCCACUCGCGAUUCCAACCUUGAACGUGUAGAACUAUAACCAAUUAUUAUUCUUUAUUGACCUCCCAAACACGUGCUUCCAUAGCAUCCUUACUAUUGUGUUGCCUGUUGUGAAGCGUAUUCUCGUGACUCUUGCGCUUUAUAGUACACACGCUUUUCUCCUUGGCCUUUGCCCUAUUAACCAUAGCUAUACAAUAUUCAACCAAAGCACUCAUUAUUACUCCAUAGUCAUUCACUGACCAUAUUGCCCUUCAGUGAGUAGCAUACAUUGGCAUAAAUCAUGUUGGAUUCAACAUAGAUACGGCCAUAUAAGGAUGAUUCAAGCUUAGGCGACGGCACGACUACCUGACUUUAUGUCAUUUGCCCUGAGCGAUAAUCUUGUGGUUUCGUUUAUAUCAAUCCUUGGGUUAGGGUCAUUUUUAUGGAAAUGGUCCAGAUCAGAUAUCACACGUACAAUACCGCUAUUAACUUUUACAAAUUUUCUAUCAAAUCCGC
Molecule: messenger RNA, 1050 nt
Organism: Aspergillus pseudonomiae
Lineage: Eukaryota; Fungi; Ascomycota; Eurotiomycetes; Eurotiales; Aspergillaceae
Product: F1F0 ATP synthase subunit delta
Exons: 6
Coding region: 42-539 (165 amino acids)
Biological process (GO): proton motive force-driven ATP synthesis
Molecular function (GO): proton-transporting ATP synthase activity, rotational mechanism
Source: RefSeq, a predicted model, not a curated record